AUGUGGCGAGGGGGUGGAGGAGGGGGCGGAGGCCCGAGGUCCCGCUCCCCGCCAGACGACCGGCUCUCCAAGCGGCAGCGUCGCGCGCGGAGCCGGAGCCGCAGCCCGGGCGGCGACGGCGAGGGCGGCGCGUUGCGUCACUUCCAGGAGCACAGCGCAAAGCCGGGCUUCAAGAAGCUGCACCACCCGGAGCGGGUCGCGGAGGAGCUGCUCGCCUUCCGCGAGGCCGCGCGCCGCAGCCUCCGCCAGCUGGUCGCCGAGCUCAAGCAGGGCUCGCUGCUCGGCCCGAGACUCGCGGCCGCGCCCUCCAGCGCUCUCGGCGCAAACGGCGAGAAGCGGCGGUCAGAGGCGGAGAACGGGGAGGCGGAUGAGUCGGGUGGCGACGGCGAGGCCCUCCCUGACGCGGCGCCUCCCGCCGCCGAGGACGGCGGCGCGCCGCUCCAGCUCCGCCCCGCCGCGCCGGCCGUCGGCAGCGUCGUGGUGGACGGCUUGACGCCGGGCUCGCUGACUCCGAUGCUGCCGGCGCUGUACUCCGCCCUCGCGGGGGGGGGGGAGGGCGCGGCCGCCGAGGGGAGCGGCCUCACCGCCAUCGCCGCGGCGGAGCCGAUCGGAGCCGAUCGCGACGGAAGCGGCGAGGGCGCCGGCUCGCUCAAGCUGCGGCUGUGGGCGGGGUACGCGUCGGGAGGCGCGGCGAGGGCGGCGGCGAGGGCGGCGCAGGAGCUGCCUCAGCUGGCGGAGCUGGCGCCGAGGGCGGCGCUCGUCAAGGCGGUCGAGCGCGUGCCGCCCCUGCUGCGCACCGCCCUCCCCCCGCAGCGGUCGGCCGCGGCGCUGCUGCCGCCGCUGCGAGAGCUCUGCGCGGCACUCGCGGCUCGGGCGGCGCUUCCGACGGCGGAGGAGGCGGCGGAGGAGGCGAUCGGGCGCGAGGCGGUCGAGGCGCUGCCGUGCGAGUCUCGCCUCCACCUCCUCCUCCUCUACCUUCGCCGCGUCCUCGCCUUUGACGCGCUCGGCCAGCAGGACAAGGAGACUGCUGCGGCGGCGGUCGCGGCGGGCGAGGCCUUCUACUCCGCCAACUGCCUCCAGAUCGAGGAGGGGAAGCACGCGUCCAAGCUCGACGCCGAGGUUGCGGCCGCCUUCGAGCCAAAGUUCAAGGCCUACUUCCUUGCCGCUGACGCACGCGUCUCGGCGCUGCGCGCGCUCGAGCCGCUCCGCGAGCCGCCCUCGCCGCCCUCGCCUCGCGCGCCUCGCUUCGACGAGCGGCGCGGAGGAGGAGGCCGCCUCUCGGACGAGCGCCGCUCCGGAGGCGACGACCGGCGCGGAGGCGGCGACGACCGGCGCGGAGGCGGCGGAGGAAAGGGCGGAGGCGGAGGCGGUGGCGGCGGCGGGCGCGACCGGGAUUGCUUCAACUGCGGCCAGUCCGGGCACCUUGCCCGGGACUGCCCCAACCCGCGCCCGGGGCGCGGCGUGGGAGGCUCGGCGGCGCCGCGCCCGCCGCCCGCCGGCGCGCUGGUCAGCAGCCGGCCGAUCAAGUCGUACAUGGACCUCGACGCUCCAGAGGAGGACGACCUCUUCACGUAGACCGCCGCAUGAGGUGCCACCGACACGUGAAGUGUCGGCGGGAGAAGGCCAGUCCGCCCGGCGGCACCGCUUCGCGACCGCGCUGCACCGCGGGCACAGCGUCUCGCACGCUCCUAUCGGCGAGAGGCGCGACCUCUCACAAACAACACCUUUGUCUCUCCGACGUGGAAGAGAGAGAGAGAAACCAAAGUGCAAAGACGAGUUGAUAAGAUGUUGCAUCUUCCGGUGCGCGGCGCGCGCGGGCCUGGUUCGUGGUCAAUUUCAGUUUCAAACUGAGUUUCGAGCGCGCGAAUCAUGAAAAUUCUUGUUUGAUUCUCA
Messenger RNA from Emiliania huxleyi CCMP1516, 1893 nucleotides. RefSeq lists its product as hypothetical. The transcript has 3 exons. Bases 1 to 1575 code for a protein of 524 amino acids. The record is from RefSeq and is a predicted model, not a curated record. Gene Ontology annotation, molecular function: zinc ion binding; nucleic acid binding. Lineage: Eukaryota; Haptophyta; Isochrysidales; Noelaerhabdaceae.